CAUCUUGUUAGAAGGGUAUCCCGACCACCAAGACAAGCUAGGUGUUAUCAUUAACAUCAGCUACAUAGUUGAAGUACUAUACUGUCGCUUCAUUUAGAAGCGAUUAAACGUAUAAGAUGUCGGCAAGCGCUGUCUACGUCUUGGAUCUGAAAGGCAAGGUCCUGAUCUGUCGUAAUUACCGCGGCGAUGUGGACAUGUCAGAGAUAGAGCACUUUAUGACUUUGCUAAUGGACAAAGAGGAGGAGGGGACACUCUCACCCAUCCUGGCCCACGGAGGAGUACGCUUCAUGUGGAUCAAGCAUAAUAACCUCUACCUUGUUGCCACAUCUAAGAAAAAUGCCUGCGUCUCCUUGGUGUUUUCCUUCCUUUACAAAAUCGUUCAGGUGUUCUCGGAGUACUUUAAGGAGCUGGAAGAAGAAAGUAUCAGAGAUAACUUUGUCAUUAUCUAUGAACUAAUGGAUGAACUGAUGGACUUUGGCUAUCCCCAAACCACAGACAGCAAGAUCCUGCAGGAAUACAUCACGCAGGAGGGGCACAAACUGGACACAGGGGCACCACGUCCCCCUGCUACGGUCACUAAUGCGGUGUCUUGGAGGUCAGAGGGCAUCAAGUACAGGAAGAACGAGGUCUUCCUGGACGUCAUUGAGUCGGUCAACCUUCUGGUCAGUGCCAAUGGUAACGUUUUGCGCAGCGAGAUAGUCGGUUCCAUAAAAAUGCGAGUGUUUCUGUCCGGAAUGCCAGAGCUGCGUCUGGGCCUGAAUGAUAAAGUUCUGUUUGAGAACACUGGCAUUGUUCCAUUCCUGUCUCUGUUCUCCUCAGGGGGGAAGAGCAAGUCUGUGGAGCUGGAGGACGUGAAGUUUCAUCAGUGUGUCCGUCUCUCACGCUUUGAGAACGAUCGCACCAUCUCCUUCAUCCCCCCAGACGGCGAGUUUGAGCUCAUGUCCUACCGCCUCAACACACACGUGAAGCCACUGAUCUGGAUUGAGUCUGUAAUUGAGAAACAUUCUCACAGCAGAAUUGAGUACAUGAUAAAGGCAAAGAGCCAGUUCAAAAGACGCUCCACCGCCAACAACGUGGAGAUCCACAUUCCUGUGCCCACCGACGCUGACUCGCCAAAGUUUAAGACCACUGUGGGCAGUGUUAAAUGGGUCCCAGAGAACAGUGAGAUUGUCUGGUCCAUUAAGUCUUUCCCCGGAGGUAAGGAGUAUCUGAUGCGUGCUCACUUUGGCUUGCCCAGUGUGGAAGCCGAGGAUAAAGAGGGGAAACCACCAAUCAGUGUCAAGUUUGAGAUUCCAUAUUUCACCACCUCUGGGAUACAGGUACGAUACCUCAAGAUCAUUGAGAAGAGUGGAUAUCAAGCGUUGCCAUGGGUACGGUACAUCACUCAGAACGGAGACUAUCAACUCCGGACCCAGUAACAGUGUUACAGCAGUUUGCCAUUAGAGGCAGUGUCUCUAAAUGGCCCUGCACCACACCUCAGACCUGGUCUAAACACACUUCUAACCUAUCUGAGUGGAAGGAUAAACUAGUCUAAAUCUCCACCGCCUCUUAAGGUUUUGUUCACAGAAUUUCAACAUCACGGUGAAUUUACCUCUUAUUGAAACUGGAUACAAAGUUCACUCUCAGUGUUUGAUUCCUGCGUGAUGUGUAAGCAGGCAGUUGUCCUUUGUACAGGAGUGAGCUGCUUUUUAAGAAGAGUUUACCGGAAAAAAAAAAAUGUUCCUGAUUUUAGCUUCUUACCCUGCCAGUACAGCGGUGGUGAAAUACUGUGAAUGAAACCUGUAAGAUGUAGUGGGGAAAAGUCCCUCAUCUUUUGGAAAUGUAUGUUUUUUUUCUCAGGUCUGAUGUGUGUUUGUGCUGUCAUGGACCACCAGUGUCUUCACGUGUGUGAGACUCUAUAAGAGAGAUUGUGUUCAUUUGUUUUUUCAGUCAAUGCAAAACGGGGCAGAUCCCCACAAUAAUCUUAUUUUCAAAACCUUGCAAUCCUUAACCAGCCCUAGGCCUCAUACAACAAUUUCAAAUAUCUCAGCCGUGUUUCGUUACAGUUUUCAUUUCAUUUCACUGUUUCCAGGGUGUUCUGGCCUCUUGUUUUUAGCCACUAUUUGUUUACGUAACCAGCCUGUGAAUACUGUCAGAUGUUUGGCCACUGGGGAAAAGAAAAUUCUUAGUAACAAUUAUUCACACACACAACA
This is a messenger RNA of Chanos chanos (milkfish), 2192 nucleotides long. It is a transcript of the gene ap1m1, whose product is annotated as adaptor related protein complex 1 subunit mu 1. The transcript has 12 exons. Gene Ontology annotation, biological process: vesicle-mediated transport; intracellular protein transport. NCBI's taxonomy places the organism in Eukaryota, Metazoa, Chordata, Actinopteri, Gonorynchiformes, Chanidae. Gene Ontology annotation, cellular component: clathrin adaptor complex. Bases 117 to 1418 code for a protein of 433 amino acids. The record is from RefSeq and is a predicted model, not a curated record.